Nomia melanderi (Alkali bee) is the source of this 834-nucleotide messenger RNA. RefSeq lists its product as uncharacterized. Lineage: Eukaryota; Metazoa; Arthropoda; Insecta; Hymenoptera; Halictidae. The record is from RefSeq and is a predicted model, not a curated record. Gene Ontology annotation, cellular component: membrane.
AUGAGCAAGUACACUGUGACCGUUCUGUGGCUACUUCCGGUGUUCGCCGCGGCGCUGACGCUGCCCGCCGUCGAGAAGUCCGGCACCGAGAACGACCUGAUGGCGACCAUAUACAGCGACUGCUUGAAGAAGGAGUCGAUCAAUUGUAUUAAGUACAAGGUAUUCUCCUACAUGGACAAGAUGCUCGCCGACAAGGAGGAUAUCACGCUCACCGAGGGCAUCACCGUCGUCAAGACGUCGAACACCGAGGAAGGAGCGCCGAGGUCCAUCGAGUCCAGCGACCUGGAGACGCUGCUGUUCGAUAGGCUGGGGAGAUUCCUGAGGACCCACUCGGUUAAGGUCGACCUGAAGGGGACCGACAUUCUCGGAGCCAUCGAGUCUGCUGGCCGCAGCUUCGAGGACUUCACUGAUAACGCCGUGGAGAGCCGAGGGAAGAAAAAGAAAGCCCAGAAGAUCCUCGGACCUCUGUUGAUGGCCUUGGCGCUGAAGGCUGCAGCCCUGUUGCCCUUGGCUCUCGGCGCGAUCGCCGCCAUCGCCGGCAAAGCCCUGCUGGUCGGCAAGAUCGCCCUGGUGAUCUCCGCUAUAAUCGGCCUGAAGAAGCUGCUCAGCUCGAGCGGAAAGCACGUGACCUACGAGGUGGUCUCGCAUCCUCAUCACAGCAGCAGCCACGUAGUCAGCCACGAUGACGGCGGUCACGGCGGCGGUUACGGCGGCGGCGGCGCCGACUAUGGCGGCGGAUAUUCGGGUGGCAGCGGACACGGCUGGGCGAGGAGCUUGCCGCAGGACGCCCACGAGCUGGCUUAUCGCGCGCAUCAACCUCAACCGCAAGCAUGA